AACCAAAAAUUCAAUCAAAAAGAUUUGAUUUUUAUUUUCCUUUUUCGGUGAGAUUUUAUCCUCCAAGGUUCUUGAUACUCUCUAGAUCGAUUAUUAGUUCGGAAAAAUGGAGGAGAAGAACAAGGAUAAGGAGAAAAAUUCCGACUUUACGUUCGAAGAUGACGAAGAUAACGAAGAUCUAGAAGAGAACAGCAGUAAGUACGAGAACGACAGUGAAACUGAUCAAAGCGAUCUCGGAGAUCUUCCUGGUGAUGCUGACGGUGGCGACGACAACGAUGAACCUUUUAUUUCCCAGGUUCAAUGGCCUCAAAGCUUUAGGGAAACGACUGAUUCUUAUACGAUUGCUGCAUCACCAAUCUUCGGGUCGCUCAGGAGUAAUCCGAGUUUCUAUAGAGCGAGCAGAAGUAAUUUAGAUGUUGAGUCUAAAGCUCCUCUGCUUCCUGAGAGGCAUGAAGAUUCAGACAAAGCCUCAGCUACACAAUCAGCUUGGUCUCAUAAAGGCUCAUUUGCUGAUGAAUUGCCCAUUGGUGGCUAUGGAUGCAGCGUCACCCAAACCAUUUUCAAUGCUAUUAAUGUAAUGGCUGGAGUUGGACUUCUCUCAACACCUUAUACAGUGAAAGAAGCUGGUUGGGCAAGUAUGGUCAUUCUUCUCUUAUUUGCUGUUAUUUGUUGUUACACUGCUACUUUAAUGAAAGACUGCUUCGAGAACAAGACCGGCAUUAUCACUUAUCCUGAUAUUGGAGAAGCAGCUUUUGGGAAAUAUGGUCGUAUUCUUAUAUGUAUGCUAUUGUACACAGAACUAUAUUCAUAUUGUGUUGAAUUCAUCAUUUUGGAAGGAGAUAACCUUACCGGGCUUUUCCCUGGUACAUCCUUGGAUUUGCUCGGGUUCCGACUUGACUCUAAACAUUUAUUUGGAAUCUUAACUGCUCUCAUUGUUCUGCCAACUGUUUGGUUGAAAGAUCUACGCAUCAUUUCCUACCUCUCAGCUGGUGGAGUUAUUGCAACCGCUUUGAUAGCAGUAAGCGUGUUUUUCCUCGGUACAACGGGUGGAAUUGGGUUUCAUCACACCGGGCAGGCUGUGAAAUGGAACGGGAUACCGUUUGCAAUUGGUAUUUACGGUUUUUGCUAUUCAGGACAUUCUGUUUUUCCAAAUAUCUACCAAUCCAUGGCUGAUAAAACCAAAUUCAACAAAGCAGUGGUCAUAUGUUUCAUUUUAUGUGUUUUGUUAUACGGAGGAGUUGCAAUCAUGGGUUAUCUCAUGUUUGGUGAAGCUACCUUGUCUCAGAUUACACUAAACAUGCCACAGAACCAAUUUUUCUCAAAAGUGGCACAGUGGACAACGGUUGUGAAUCCGUUUACAAAAUACGCUCUCCUGAUGAAUCCACUUGCAAGGAGUAUAGAAGAACUACUACCUGAAAGAAUGUCAGAGAACAUAUGGUGCUUUCUUCUUCUAAGAACAGCACUCGUCGCUUCUUCUGUUUGUUCUGCUUUCCUUAUCCCAUUUUUUGGUCUUAUGAUGGCUCUUAUAGGAUCUCUUCUCAGUAUACUCGUGGCAAUAGUAAUGCCAGCUCUAUGCUUCAUAAAAAUAAUGGGGAACAAAGCUACUAGAACACAGAUGAUUCUGAGUUCGAUAAUUGUGGCCAUCGGGUUGGUAAGCGGAACCUUGGGGACAUAUUCUUCGGUUGCGAAGAUCAUUAGGAACUAUCAAUGAAGAAACUCCAUGACAAAGCCCCAUAGUUUCUCUCCUUUUCUUUGAGUUGAAUGUUUUUGUUGAAGCUAAUAAACUCUUAAUUAAGAU
Molecule: messenger RNA, 1798 nt
Organism: Arabidopsis arenosa
Lineage: Eukaryota; Viridiplantae; Streptophyta; Magnoliopsida; Brassicales; Brassicaceae
Source: the annotation of a GenBank genome assembly